CAUUGCGGUGUAGGCUACCAUGAGCACCUUAAAGAGAGCAUCUCGACUGGUUCAGGAGGAGAGCACGGCACUGCUGGCUAAUAUGCAAGCGGUCAGAGCUUCGACGAGAAACAACACCAACAUCACGUUGAUGCAAUAUUCCGCCGCACAACGGCGUUCAACAUCAACAACCAUCGCGGUGGCCGAAGUGGCCGGGGCAUCACCUCUGCGCCCUGUUCGACUCCCAUCAAAUGCCGGAAGUAUGGCGGAAAAAUCGUACUCUUCCUUAUCCGUUGCGUGCGGAAGAAUAGUGGUAGGCGCGAGGUUAGACACGUGUUGCGGCGGUGGCAGCGGUAGGAACAGGGGCAGCAGUUUGACCGCACGUUCGUCGGCACCGAUGGGAGGCGCCAGCAUUAUUGGUACGGGGGCGGGAGAGACGGUAGCAUCCACGGGUGUCGUGUCGAUGCAGAGGCAGGGCAUGUCAUCGACGACCAUGUCGGAGCAGGAGUUCCACUCGGUGGCCGACGAAGCCCUCGAGGAGAUCCAUGACGCUGUGGAGGAGGCUCUGGAAGAAGGCUUCGAGGACGACUUCGACUGCAACAUGUCGCAAGGCGUCUUGAACAUCGCCGUGGGUGACCGAGGCACAUGGGUACUCAACAAGCAGUCGCCUAACCGCCAAAUCUGGUGGUCGAGCCCGAUCAGUGGGCCGAUGCGGUUCGAGUACCACGAAGAGGCCAAGCGAUGGUUGAAUACUCGGGAUGGCGAGACCGAGCUGCGGGUCAUUUUGGCGACGGAAAUGAGCGAAAAAUGCGGUGUUUCUGUCUAA
This is a messenger RNA of Ectocarpus siliculosus, 805 nucleotides long. The record is from the annotation of a GenBank genome assembly. NCBI's taxonomy places the organism in Eukaryota, Phaeophyceae, Ectocarpales, Ectocarpaceae.